Molecule: messenger RNA, 1531 nt
Organism: Peromyscus eremicus (cactus mouse)
Lineage: Eukaryota; Metazoa; Chordata; Mammalia; Rodentia; Cricetidae
Exons: 4
Coding region: 274-906 (210 amino acids)
Source: RefSeq, a predicted model, not a curated record
GGGAGGUGGAGGUCUGUGCAGAGCAGAGGGAUUGUGACAGAGCUGGAGGUAGGUCAGAAUGGUUGCCUGGUGCUGCCUAGGAGACGGUUAAGGUGGGGGCCUGGGCCCAAGGUUUGGUAGGCAAGAGGGCAGGUGGGUGCAAUGUUUCUUCUUUUGAUGUGUCCUUGUCUCCACCUCAGGGACCUGGACGAUCUGCCUUUUGAGACAAGGUUGUUGAUGUCCUGUGCCCCCGGUGGACCCUGCUUCUUGUGAUGUGGGGCAGCAUCCACCUGAAUGCUCUUCACCACGGAGCCCAAGAUUUUGGAAGGAAGCCCUUCUCCUCUCCUAUCUCAAUAUGAGACCAUCGGUCCAUGGGCAGUAGUCUUUCCUGGUGUCACAACUUCCCGUGUGCUCUUGGUUCUGGGACACCACCACCCCACUGCUCUAGCAGGUCCGGGGUCAGCCUUGGAGGCCCCUUCUUUGCUCGCCGCCUUGACCUGGAAGCUUGGGUCAGCAGACCUAAGGCCAUCCUGGCAGCUGUACUGCUCACCCUGUGUUAUUCUAAGUAAAGUUUCCCCUGGGAGCAAGUUAGAAUUCUCUACUGCAGACCUACCCAGCAGUUUACAUUUGAACAUCAUUCUUCAGGGAUUCAUAAAAUAUUUAUACAAAGAUCAAGAUCGUUAUCCAUUAAAAGUUCACAUUUUAAGUAUUCGGCCUCCAGAUUUCUGUCCUCAAAUUCCUGCCUUGAUUUCCUUCCACAGUAGACUGUCACCUGUAAGCCAAAUAAACCCUUUCCCAGAAUUGUUUUGGUCUGUGCUUUCUCACAGCAGUAGAGAAACAAGCUACCACACCAGGGAACCAUUUUGCCACUGUUCUCCAGGCUCUGCAUUGGCAUUUUGUUUUCUUGUUAUACAUUUUAUUCUUUAAGACAAUAUUUAAAUUCAUAUUUUGAUCAUGAUUUCCCCAUCCCACAAGUCCUUCCAAAUCCUCUACCCUUCCCUACCCAUCCAACUUUAAAUUCUUUCUCAAAACAAACAAAUAAACAAAUAAAUAAACAAAAACCAAUUCUUAGAAAGUAUGUAGUUAUACUUGGUUUCAAUUUUAUGGCUUUAUUUUGAGAAGAUACUAAUUUUAGAUUGCCACUUUUUCUAACAUACUGUAUUUCAUCAUCAUUAUUUCCACAAGUAUCUUAUUUUUAAACUUUUGUUUCAGUAGAGCUAAAGCUUAUCAGAAAUUUGCUCUUAUUUAUAAAUCCCUUUAAUUUGUUAAAUGAGUCCUCUUUACGUACUUUAAGAAGGAAUUGCGUUUUAAUGAGAGACAGAAAGUGAGUGGAUUAGGAUGGGAUGAAGGUUGGGAGAAAAAUGGGAGAAGAAGAGGGUGGGGAAAUCUUAAUCAGGAUAUAUUAUAUGAAAAAAUGGUUUCAAUAAAAUAAAGGAUGAAAAAAAGGAAAAAAAAAGACAACACACACAGAUGGGCUGAAACACUGAAGAGGUGAUGUUCCUAAAAUGAAUCCUAAUCACUUUAUCGUCUGUCUCCAGUACUGUAGAUUCUU